This is a messenger RNA of Anthonomus grandis grandis, 1519 nucleotides long. Its product is annotated as platelet-activating factor acetylhydrolase IB subunit beta homolog. The coding region runs from base 78 to 752 and encodes 224 amino acids. Lineage: Eukaryota; Metazoa; Arthropoda; Insecta; Coleoptera; Curculionidae. The transcript has 5 exons. The record is from RefSeq and is a predicted model, not a curated record.
UUUUUGCAAUAUUUGAUACUUUCCUAAUUUUUUAUAUUCUUUUUUGUAAUUAUUUAAAAACUAAAAUAGUUGGAAAAAUGAACCUUUGCAAAAUUCCCGUGCCAGUAGAAGACAAUGUUGGAGACAAUCGGUGGAUAAGCAUCCACAACAGAUUCCUUUCUGAAGGAAGAGAAAAAGAUGCGGACGUAAUCUUUAUAGGAGACUCCAUCAUCCAAGCUCUACAACACACCGAUGUUUGGAAUGAACUCUUUGUGCCUCUUCACUGCCUUAAUUUUGGUGUUCACAGGGACAGAAUUGAAAAUGUCUUAUGGAGGGUACAAAAUGGAGAAUUAGACAAUGUUAAACCAAAAGUGAUAGUUCUGCAUGUAGGAACAAAUAAUUACAAUAAUACUGUUGAGGAAAUACAUGACGGCAUUGUGGAACUUAUACAGGCAAUCAGAGAGAGGCAUCCAAACGUUUACAUUGUGUUACCAACAUUAUUACCUAGAGGACAAAAUCCUAACUCAUUAAGGGACAAGUUUGGGCAAGUCAAUGAAAUGCUUAAGACUAGUUUAGCAAAAUUCCCUAAAUUGGAAUUAGUGUCAAUUGAUAAAGGGUUUAUCCAACCAGAUGGCACAAUAAGUCACCAUGAUAUGCAUGACUAUUUACUACUUACAAAUGCAGGGAGCAAAAAAGCAUUUGAACCUGUACAUGAGUUGAUUCUGCAAUUGCUCCAUGAAGGGGACUCAGAAAAAGAGUUACUGUCUGAGUAACUUGUAUUUUAUAAGCAUAUUGAAAGAUUUAAAGACAGUUUUUCGUGGCAGCUAAGUAGCUUAUUAUUUAUUGUUUUAUUUUGUUUACCAUUAUGUUAUAAGCCACUUUAUUAGAACAUUAGGAUUGCUUCUAUUGAGGAAAGUUGUUGAUUUCUAACCGAAAGUAUUAUUACAACCAAGUCACUACAAGAAAUUUUACCAGUUUGGUUCUGUGUUUGAUAAUUUGUAGAACCUAUAGUAGUAGAUACAUAUAAACUUACUUCUUACCUUAGGGUAGAUAUAUAUUUCCUAUUUUCAUUAGAUUAGUAUAAGCUGUCUUUUUUUUUCAAGCUUCCAAAGCUCGAAUAAUUGUGAUACUUUCUUGAGACUAUUUUUCUUUAUUUUCAUUGCAUUCCAAAGAAAUUUUGCGGCUGUACAGGACUAUGAACUAUUUUUCUAUAAUUUUGUUAUAAUAAAAUUUCAGUUUGUAUGCUCUGAUAAUAGCUUUGUGGACUCAAAUGAGAUUUCUUAUUUAAGACUGAUUAACUAACAUCAUGAUCAUAGUUAAAGACCAAUGCCCAAAGCAGGUUUUUUUUAAUCUUGAAGUUUCUUUUAAAUAAUAUUUUCUAUUUCCAUUUAGCAUAUAUUUUUUUUUUGGUCUUUAUAGGUUUAUUUAGAUAAGAGACAUGCAUAUUAUUUGUUAAAUGAUAGGCUAUAAACCAGGCUCAUUACUGUAAAAUAUAUGUAAGAAAAUUAAAAUAAAAAGUUUUGCCAUUUUUAAUAUGAAA